GCAGUGGGCGGUCGCGUGGACUUCGAGGACUUUGUGCAGAUGAUGGGGCCGAAGCUGCGGGAGGAGACGGCCCACAUGGUGGGCGUGAGGGAGCUCAAGAUCGCCUUCCGUGAGUUCGACGUGGACGGGGACGGGGAGAUCAGCAGCGCGGAGAUGCGGGAGGCCAUCGCGGCGCUGCUGGGGGAGCAGCUGAAGGCGCAGGAGGUGGACGAGAUCCUGCAGGACGUCGACCUCAACGGGGACGGGCACGUGGACUUUGAUG
Leptosomus discolor (cuckoo roller) is the source of this 262-nucleotide messenger RNA. NCBI's taxonomy places the organism in Eukaryota, Metazoa, Chordata, Aves, Leptosomiformes, Leptosomidae. The record is from RefSeq and is a predicted model, not a curated record.